Molecule: messenger RNA, 951 nt
Organism: Penicillium canescens
Lineage: Eukaryota; Fungi; Ascomycota; Eurotiomycetes; Eurotiales; Aspergillaceae
Product: response regulator
Exons: 1
Coding region: 1-951 (316 amino acids)
Biological process (GO): phosphorylation; phosphorelay signal transduction system
Molecular function (GO): transferase activity, transferring phosphorus-containing groups
Source: RefSeq, a predicted model, not a curated record
AUGGUUGCCGUGAAGGAUACAGGGAUUGGCAUUAGUGACCAAGCUCAAAAGCGGCUCUUUGAGCGCUUCAAUCAAGCAACACCUAGAACCGAUAGCGUUUACGGUGGUUCUGGUCUUGGCCUCAAUGUGAGCAGAAAGCUCUGUCACCUUCACGGUGGAGAAAUCGGCGCAAGCUCAAGGGAAGGGGAAGGGAGCACGUUUGGUUUCUUUUUCAAGGUCCGACUGGAAGUUAAGCCAUCUAGUCCCGAUCUGCCUAAUUACGACGAUUCCGAGAUUGACCAGCUAUCUGGUGGGAUCCAAGCGCUGAGCAACAAGGCCAUCGGGGUCAAUAACCGGACGCAGUCUCCUGAAAUCCCAGAGAAUCCCAUUAUCACUCACAUUCCGGAAAUCUCCCCGGGGGCUGCGAGUGACGAAAAAUACACGCAUACGUUGGAACUAGCCCACCAAGUUAAUCUUGACGAGCCUUCCGCGAGCGAGCACCAAAUCUUACACCCUAAUCUCGAUGACGACGGAGCCUCAAAAAGCCCCGAAGUGUCCGGCACAAUUGGUGUGAAAUCUGAUACAAAAAUGCGGCAUAUUCUCGUGGUGGAAGAUAAUAUAAUCAAUCGACAAAUCGUUUCUCGGAAGCUGCAAUCCUUGGGAUUCCAUAUCUCGGAGGCGACGAACGGCCAAGAGGCCUUGGAUGCUGUCCGACGUGAGGAGUUUGACUGCAUCCUCAUGGACCAAGAAAUGCCAGUCAUGGAUGGAAUGUCCGCAACUAUGGCAAUCCGCAAUAUUAGUCGCGACUGUGCAUCGAAUAUCCCUAUUCUUGGGGUCACUGCAAAUGUGAGGGCGACUCAGCAAAUAGAGAUGUUAGAUGCUGGUAUGGACGAUAUUAUCCAUAAGCCAUAUCGAACCAAUGACUUGUUUGAGAAGAUAAAUCAACUGUUAAUACUCAGGCCGAAGAAAUGA